AAACUAUUGAAGUAUAGUUAAAUUUAUUAUCAAAUAACAUUUUACAUAACUUUUUAUGAAACUCAUAUAGGUCACGUGACGUUUAAAGUCCCUGGCGCGAGCAGGUAAAGACACGCACAGUAGAGCGAGUUGAUAAACACUUGUCAUUGCCGUUUGAAUGUUUUCAUUAUUUUUUGUGGUUCAUGAAUUUUGCUCAAUUGCAUUCUCGUAAAAAAAGCAUGCUUAAAUUUUCUACUGAUGCAAGGCUUGUGUAAAAUUCAAUAAAAUGGAGCACCAUGUCAGUAUGUUUUUGAUUGUACUGCUAUCUGUCAGUGUAGUUCAAAUUAAUGGAGAAUCUGUAUUUAAUUGGUUAUGGGGUCAAAAAGUGGAAGCAAAAUUAAUUUCCAACGGGGUUCCAUUACUUUCUGUUCCUUAUGAAUCAUUAACAGAAGAUGAAAAGUUUCUUAAGGAAGCAGCAAAGUUUGUAUCUGACAUUCAAAUAUCUUCACCAUUAGAGGUUUGUCAGCACAAAGUUAUAUUGAAGAUCAAAACAUCAUGUAGCAGUAUGACAGAAGAGCAACUUGCUAAAUUAAGUGUGAAUUUACUUAACUGUCAGUCAGAAAGUGAGGGAAGAAAAACUUACCGUUGUACAGAGGACAUGACAAUUAAACAAUGUACAACAAACAUGGAUGCCGAUACUUGGAAUGCCUACCAUUUGAUGAGCAAUCGAGCUAGGGCUGUGUGUUAUGCAGCAAGAAGUCACCAGUUUCGUGCUUUGACUGAAUUAACUGUUAAUAAAUUAAUGCAAUCUGCUCAUUCUCAAAUUGAAACUUUAUCCUCAUUGAAGGAAAGUCAAGACCGUUUGGAAGAGCAGACACAUGCUGCACAUAAAAUAAUAGAGUCUAAUAUUGAGGAUCUCACUGAGGAAAAAGCUCUUAUUCGAGCAGGACAUGAACAGCUAGCAGCCAUGACUGAAGAUAUACAGAAAAAAUUAGAAAAGGCAAGUAACGAACUUUUAGAGCAAGCAGAAGAGCAUGGUCAAAACCAUGAAGAGAUUAUUGCAGAUUUGAAAAGCAUUCAAAAUCAAGCUCAGCAACUGUGGGAAAAAAUUGAAAGCAGUACCAAUAGAAUCAUUCAUCAGAAUCAAGAAGCUGCUUCUCAGUAUCAAGAAACUUUAGUUAAGCUUGAAAAAAUCAAUCAGACUAUUGUUUACAUAUGGGACUUGACUAAUAACAUGAGAACUGAAAUAGAUAAAAAGUUAGGAUGGAUUACUGAGUACAUUGGAACAACGGGAGAAAAUUUAGAGAAAGUAUAUCGCAUCACUUUGCACCUAGUUUACUUAUUCGCAGCUAUGGUUGUUGCAGCUUUUUUACAAGCCCCAUUUUUAACAAGAUCAGCUAUAUUAGGAAUAGUUCCUCUGAAUUUAGCUUCAUAUUUGAAACAUGGCUUAAGUGCUUGUCUUGAUUUUAUUUCCAUGUCAAUGUUGAUACUGCUAAUAACUGCAAUGCAUUUCAUUAUGAGUGGCAUACAUUAUUUAUUGCGUCCAAAAGAUGACAAUGAUAAAGAAAAUAAAGAACAACAGUCUGCAUCUUUUAUUAAUGGAACUACAGAAUCAAAUGGCUACACAAAAGUAGUCUCCCAUACACAUCAACAUGCACCCAGACAAUCUCUUGGACUUAGAAUUGUGAAUAACAUUUAUGAUAAAUGGGGUUACAUCAACUAUCAAAUCACGCACAGCAUAGUAAACUUAAAAAACAUCAGCGAUUCAAUAGUAUCUUGGAUCCGCCAAAAGUUUGUUUCAACAGAGGAACUUUCAUGCACGUAUCUACCAGAAAGGCAACGUCGUGCGUACGUAUCCGAAAGAUAUCCUAGCAUAUCAGAAGACAGUGCUGAAUUUCCUGAUGAACAAGAUGGCAGUUAUAUCAUUAGCGAUGACGAAAGUAAUACUAGUACUGUAUUAAGAGCAAAAUUCUUACAGAGAGAUUCUCCACAACAAAAUUUCCCGAAAGGACUUCGCGAUUCUGCGAUUCGUAAUACUAUGCAUGUUCCUAGGGAAUCUCUUAAGCUACGAAGUUUUACACCAGUUAUGACUAAAAGUGUUUGCGGAGCGACAACUCGAAGUGGAAAUCCAUGCAGAAAUGUAAUAUCAAAGGAUCAAUUUUACUGCCAUCGGCAUACUUCAGGAUCGUCAAUAAUAGGUGAUUAGUUUGGAUAGAUAAUUUUUCGUAAUUGUACAAAGAUAUUUAAUUUAAUAGUGAGUAUAUUGCGGAAGAAUCUAUUUUUUUAAGUUAUCAGACUGUGUAGUUAAACUACCUCAACUGUGUAGUUAAACUACCUUAACUACCUUGCGUAGAAUAAGGAUCGCAAUUAUUAUAUAUUUAUACUAUUUUGUACAAAAACUCAAUUUAUCUCUUAGUCCAGUCUGAUCUAAGCAUCAUUAUUCAAUGUUUAUUAAGUGAUAUUUUUACAUAAAACAUGGUAAUUGUAUUAGGUGAUUGUUUUUGUAUGUGAAAGGUUGCGAUUAAUUGACAAUUUCAAAAUGCUAGCCUAUAUAUAUAUAUAUUACAAGGUAUGUGUAGAGAAUGAAUGCAUCAAUUUGAUA
Molecule: messenger RNA, 2581 nt
Organism: Phymastichus coffea
Lineage: Eukaryota; Metazoa; Arthropoda; Insecta; Hymenoptera; Eulophidae
Product: protein brambleberry-like
Exons: 9
Coding region: 266-2185 (639 amino acids)
Source: RefSeq, a predicted model, not a curated record